UUAUCGCGCCCGAAGAGUGAUUAGUGUUUUGCAUCAUAAAAACGUUGACAACUAUAAAUAAAUUACUAUUUUACGGUAUUUUUAAAAUAGAAAACCUAUUGCUGCCAUUUGUGGAACAUUUCAACUGAUUUAAUAGCGAAAGUUGCUCAAAACUACGGUGUGUGUUCGUUUACCUUUCAAAAAUGGGUCAAUUUUUAAUUACCAGUUAAUUAAUCGUCUCUGCAAAUUGAUUUUCUUGAGCUACCAACUGUGAAAUAAUGGCAUCUCUAUGGGUCGGUUCAGAAACAGAUUUGCCCACUUUGCAGAAGUGCAGAAUGGCAGAUAGGUUAGAAUUUCGGUUGACCUGUUUACACAAUAAAAAGCAUCUGGACCAAGACAACAAAUUUGAGUUAAUGGAAAGCAAAUCUUUGGAAGAGGAUAGUGAAAUUAGCAGAAGACAAAGUCGAUCAGGAACUUGGCCGAGAACCAGAUCUUUGAACGCACCAUCACCUGUUCAACAAUUUGGACCAUGUGGCCGAAUAAUGAAAAAUUCUUCUAUGGUCAUGACCAUACAAGAUCCUGCUAGUCAAAGACUGACUUGGUACAAACCACCUUUAACAGUACUUGUGAUAAAAAAAGUUCGAGAUGCGAGCGUAUAUUCACCAUUUGUUCAACUUGUCCAAUGGCUCAUCAAUGAAAAACGAAUGGUCGUGUUCGUGGAAGCAUCCGUAAUGGAGGAUAACCACUUAGAAAACUAUAAGUCGUUCGCGAACAUCAAAGAAAAACUGAUGACUUUCAGAGAUGGCAAAGACGAUCUCACCGACAAAAUAGAUUUCAUAAUUUGUUUGGGAGGCGACGGAACUCUUCUCUACGCCAGCCAGUUGUUCCAGCAAUCAGUUCCUCCAGUAAUGGCAUUCCAUCUUGGCUCUCUAGGUUUUCUCACACCAUUCCAGUUCGAAAAUUUUCAAGAACAAGUUAAUAAUGUUCUCGAAGGUCACGCAGCUUUAACGUUAAGAAGCCGUUUGAGGUGUAUAGUGAUGAAAAAGGGCGACGGUCAAAACAAAUCAAAUGACAAGCCAACUAAAGUUCCUACAAACGUUUUGGUAUUAAAUGAAGUAGUUAUUGAUAGGGGUCCCUCACCUUAUUUAUCAAAUAUAGAUUUAUUUUUGGAUGGUAAACAUAUAACUUCAGUACAAGGCGAUGGUCUAAUCGUCAGCACACCAACCGGAAGUACCGCAUAUGCAGUAGCAGCAGGGGCUUCGAUGAUCCAUCCCAGUGUACCUGCGAUUAUGGUAACUCCGAUUUGUCCUCAUUCCCUUAGUUUUAGGCCAAUCGUGGUUCCUGCUGGAGUAGAGCUUAAAAUAUCAGUGUCUCCAGACAGUCGAAACACUUCAUGGGUAUCAUUUGAUGGAAGAAAUCGGCAAGAGCUCGUACAUGGAGACAGUUUAAGAGUAACAACGUCGAUCUACCCAGUUCCCAGUAUAUGUGCUCAGGACCAAAUCUCAGAUUGGUUCGACUCGCUGGCAGAGUGCCUUCACUGGAACGUCAGGAAGAGGCAGAAACACUUGGACGAACUAAAUGACCUCACGCAUUCAAGCUCCAACGAUACCUUAGAUUCCAUAGAAAGGGACGUCUUAGAAAAGGAAGAAAAGUCAUAAAAAUGUUUUGUUUUCAGUAAAUCGUUCGGAAAGGGAAUCAUGUGCACAAAUUUUUAAAUGUUUACAACUUUUAUCAGUUUUAUUACGUUUUUAAGAGCAAUUUUAAGCGGUUAAUAAAGACAUAUUUUGAUUAUACUUUCUCAUAUGUGUUUUAUACAUAUGUUUUGUUAAAUUGGACACUGAUGAAUAAAAAUGUUGCGUAAAAUGUAAUGUUUAAGGUUCUAGAUAUAAUAAUGGUUACCAUUGAAUGCUGGAUAUCAAAUAAUUGAUAUCCGUGCCAAAAGUUUUUUAGAUUCGAAAACUUUUCAUUUAGGUUUUUAGACAAUCACCAAAAAAUACAUUGGACUCAAAGUUUCUGUAGUAUAUAAAGAAAAAUGCUUACAGUUGAGUCCCCGAGUCUUUACCCGUGCGUCAUUAUUUAAAGCAUACGAAAUAAGUCGGAAAUUUACUAAAGGCAACAGUAAGUGACAGAAAGUGGCUAUUAUUCCGAUCACGGGUUAUAGUAUAAAAUUUGACGUUAUCAAAUAAAUAGAAUGUCAAAUUUAAGUUUUGCUUUAAAAUUUUGGUGCAUAAUUACAGCUACAUUUGAAGUAGCUUAAUAAAUUAUUUUAUUAUCAUUGAUUAAUAAAUAAAUAAACAAUUUAUAAAAAAAGUCGGAUAACAUAUUUUCUUUUUGUUAUUUUACUCACUUUGGCGGAAUAUUAAACACAAGCAUUCCUUAACUGUGUCAACGAUGAGGUUAUUUGUACGUUGUCAAAAUUUAUCGUAAAAUAACAUAAACUUAUCAUAAAAUUUCUAAUCAAGUAUAUUCAAAUGGGAAAUAAGCCACAAUUUUACCUAAAAAUGAUUUUAUUAACGUUUUUAAGUCGUCUACUUUAAAAUGUAUAAUACGUGUCUGAAUUGCCGAUAUAAAUGAGUCAGAUUAAAUAAAUUAUUAGAAGAAUUUUUUACUAAGCAACAACAUUUUUAUUUAUUUAGUAUUAUUUUGUAUUUUGACAACGACACCCGACUUGGGCGUCGAAACGUUAAUAAAAUCAUUUUUAGGUAAAAUUGUGGCUUAUUUCCCAUUUGAAUAUACUUGAUUAUAAAAAUGCCACAAGAAAAUAGCUUCAGAACAACAUAAAAUUUCUAACUCCAAUAUAAAAUUAGUUGUGAAACCAACUGUUUGUAUACUAUAAAAAACUUCAAAAUGCAAAAAUUCGACAAAAUAACAGCAAAAAAUUCGACAAACUGACAGCCACAAAAGUAAACAAACCAAAACGUCAGAAAUUGUACUUAAAAUAUGUGAAAACAUCCCCAAUCGUCUUUCUUUGUACUUAUCUCUUUUCAAUGCACUGAGUCUAGAUCGUUCAUAAAAUUAACAUGUGUUUUUACUUAAUAACAGGCGACAGCUGGUUUGUCAUUAGUUUCAUGCGUGGAAGAGAAUGAUGCUAGAUAAAAAGUAUGUGUUUUAUCUCGCCAGGUAUUAAUGACGCACGGGUAAAGACUCGCGGACUCAACUGUACAUUAUUGCCUCUACUGACUAAGAAAAUCUAAUAAGUUAAUCAUCAUCAUCAACAGUUAUUCCAUCUAUCGUAAGAUGUAAGCGUUCCUUAGUACUUCUUAAUUCAUUGCUGUUCGUUAUUUUUUGCAUCUAUUCGUGACCAGCCAUUGGCUUGAUGACAGUCCAUCUGGUUUGAAGUCUGCCUCUACUUCUCUUAUUUAAUUGGCACAUCUCAGAUCUUCAGGUUUUCGCCUGUAUCGUCACUCCUUUAUUUGCCCAUUCUAAAGUUCGAAAUAGAUCUUCUAGAGCUAAAGUAAAUAGGAAUUAGGAGAAAAAUAUAAACAUUUUUCUAUACUUAUACCCUGCUUCUUCUUCUUCUUAAGGUGCCGAGACCGCUUGUCGAUCGUUGGCUCUCAUGUUGCCCAGCAUAUUAAUAAUCAUUGUGUUUUUUACCCUGCUAUACAUAUCUUAUUUGGAUCGGUCUGUACUAUUACUGUAUAUAUACAGCGUAUUAUGCCUGUGGGUUCCCUCUCUAUCCCAACAGGCGUUGUCACUUCACACACAUCUUAUGGAAAAUAUAAUGUCACUCAAAUUCAAUAAAAUGUAUACGAGUGGAUUCGUUUUAAAUUAACGGUCAAUUCUUAUCAUUGCGCCAACUCUUAAUUAUGAUUAAUUACGGCGCAAAUUGCAAUUAAGGUUUAUCGAAAUCACAUUUUUGGAGUCUAUAAACGUGUCAGUUAUAAUCACUAUUGCUCUGGGUGCUAUUCAAAACAGCUUAAACCCCGCUGGGCCUAAGCGGAUUAGUGAAACUAUUAUAAUAAGAUGCUUAAUAGCCCGAGAAGAUUUAUGAAGUACAUACCUAUAAUUUGGGUAUUUUAAAAUAUUUUUUCUCUCUCUAACUUAUGUACAGCUGGUUCCUAAAAAAACUGAUACGACUCUUAAAGCGUAUUUUGUAGAAAAUUGAGCAGUGUAUUUUGAAGGAUAAAAUUUGUUAUUUACACACUGUCACUGCCAAAUCUUAAAAUUUGUCAGAUAACUUAUUCUAUUCAGUCUCAAAAAAUGGCUCCACAUGCUAGCAAAGAGCUAGAAGCAAGAAUUGUAACGAAAUUGGAAGAUGUUUGGUCAGUAUCUGCCAUAGCGAACCAUUUUAACGUAAGCAGAACAACAGAUUUAAAACAAUUCUUACUUUAAUAUAUUGUUGAGUUAAGUCGUUUAUUUUAUUCCUUAAUAAUAUUAAAAAUAAUAACAACAACCCUAUUUUAUGUAAAAACUGUCAUUUAUUAUACUCUUUAUAAAAUGCAGGAAUUCAAAAUAAUAUCAAAAUUUAGACCUUAAUAAUUAUUUCAAUUUAUGAAUUAACAUAUGUAAUCAGCUGUUUGUUGUUUGUUUGUUUAUUUUAUUAUUUGUCUGUCAUAAUAAAUAUAAUAUAAUGUCAGACCAAUCAAAAUUUGAUUGGUCGGUAUUUAAUACACUGCUCAAAAUGAUCAAAUCUUACUAAGAGUCGUAUCAGUUUUUUUAGGAACCAGCUGUACCUACCCAUUUGAUUUCAGAUUGAUUUAUAUCAAUUUCUGCUCUUAUUAUUGAAAAUUAAGAGUUAUCGCAAUGAUAAGAAUUGACCGUUAAAUUGAAACGAAUAUAUUCAUAUAAAUUUUAUUGAAUUUAAGUGACAUUAUAUUUUCCAUAAGAUGUGUGCGAUGUCCUUUCUUUCUGACAUUGCUUUGGUUAUUCCAUGUUGUGCGUAGUCUGGUCGUUUUCUGUUCUUCGGCGGAAUCCAUAUUAUUGUCUUUUUUGGAAGCCGUUCCUCUUCCAUUCGACUUCCGUGUCCUUCUUCUUUUUCUUUGGGUGCUGCAAACUAUGCAGCGUGUAGGCGUUCAUACUGGUUAUCGAAUGUACAGUACACUCUUCUUAGUAACGAGCAGUAAUUCAGUAGGUUUCCUGUUAUUUUUGUUUUCUUUAAACAAUAUAUUGACAAAAUCGCUCAACAAAAUUAAAGCGUAAUAUAAAUCCGGCUCGAAAGACCAUAAAAAUAUGGAAGUGAUUACCAAAAAUUUAGUUUUUUGAAGCAUACUUUAUUUCUCUACUGUCUAGUCUCAAAAUAUGAGCCAUACACGAUAUAACUUGUAAGCUGCAUUGUUGGUAUUAACCCGGGCACACUCCCGCUCUCUUCUGCCACGUAAGCAGUCGCGCUUUAGAUUAAAUCUUACAAUACAAAUUUAAAUACGAAUUUAAAACAAAUUUUUUAUUUUAUAAUAUUUUUAUUUACUUUUUAUUUUAAAAAUAUUUAUUUCUAAUAAUUUUAAAGCUAAUUGGUUCCCACCAAAGCGAUAAAUUCCAUAAAAAAAUAUCUACGGAUUACUACAAUCUUAGUACCUACUACAAGUUAUCACGGAAAAGGAUAAAAUGUUAGAUUAUUUCUAACGGGGCGACUGCUCCCGGGUUAAACUAUUACUUGUCAUUAGGCUGCCAGUAACUCUAAAAUCUAAAUGAAAAUAUGAAGUAUCCAUUAUUAUGUCUAUUGUCUGUUAAUUUAUAUUUAAACUCCGAUGGAAAUUAUUAAUUAUAAGAUUUUUACAAAAUUUACUAUUAAUUUUUUAAAUUAUAUUAGACCGUAGGAACUGCAAUACUUGUAUUGCAGGCUAAAACAUUGUAUUGGUGCCUUAAUGUUAUUAUGACACAAAACUUCCAAUUAUUAAAAUGCACCAAAACCAAUAUACACUCUAUAUGAAAUAUUUAUUCUGUUUUUAAUUUGAGUUGAACGUUUUAUAUAUCUAAUUUUGUAACAUAAGCAGUUUAGGAAGACCAUAAUUGUUUUGUGGUUUUUAUCGAACUAUAAAUAGAAAAUCUUACUCCCAAGAGCUUAUCUUAAGACAAAACGGUUUGUAACUUAUUGAUGCCUUUUUUUGUUGUGUUUUUCAACGAGUUUGGAACUUUUUCCUAAAGAUUUCUUACUACUACAUCGGUUUACAGCGUUCUCCGACGGCUUUCAACUCCUAACCGGCAUUCUUCUUUGUUUAACCAUAUACCUGGAGGAUUUUUCUUUCUUAUAGUUCUUUUUCGAUUCCCUCCCUCUAGUUUCUUCUCGGCCUUACUCUUUUCCUUCUCCUUUGUGGUGUCUACUUCAAAAUCUGUUUAGGGAUCCUGUCAUCUAACAUUCUCUGUACAUGGCCGUACCAUAUUAGGUGUUUUGUUUUUAUGUCAUUAUUCCGUUGGUGGGUGUGUUAACGGAAACAAUUAUAUAAAAUAAUAUUAAUUAAAACGCAAGCAAUUUUCAAUAAUAUACCUAGUCAUUUUUGGAUAAACAAGCGUGCUUCGUUUAUUAUCUCGUAAGGGUUUUGUUGUUGUUUUAGCGAGGGUGUGUCUGAACCGCGCGCCUGCUGUGUCGAUACUGCGAGACCACCACACUCUAUUAUGUCACCAUGCUUGCGGUUUUACAAUAUGGCUAGAAAGGCAAUAAAUUACUACAUCUGCGUUUUAAAAGAUGAGAACCUUUCUGUAUUUUAAGAAGUUACAUAAAGAGCGUGGCAAUCUGGCCUCGAAAUCUAUUAGUGUUUCCUUGAAAAAAAGAUUAAUUUUAUACAAUCUGCUUAGGGAUACAUUUCGUUUCUUAAACUUAACGGCCCUUGUAUAUUAAAUGAGAAUUUUAAAUGACUAAUGUUAUUUCGUUUUGAGAAAAGUUAUUAAAAAUUUAGCAAAAAUAGUAAUUAAAGCAUGUCGCUAUCAUUAAUUUAUAUCGUCAUCAUUAAUUUAUUGUGUGCGUGACUCCCAUCAUUUCUCGUAUUCUCUCAUUUGGUAUCCGAGCUCUUCUUGAUUUGCCUGCUGCUUUUCUCCAGAAGUCCAUUUCUGUUCCCAGUAACAUUUUCUCUGUUCUUUUUUGGUACCCUAAACUUUUUGUAUACAGUAGCUUUACACUCUCAUGGUUUAAAUGGUAAAAUGGCAUAGGUUGUACCGUACUUAUUUUAUUUAUUAACUGAUUUGCCUCGAUGUGCUCUUUUUUUCGAAUCUGUUUGGGAGUACCGCUUUAACUUUUAGCAGAUGAUGAUCGGUGCCACAUGAUGGCCCUCUGGCUACCCGCAGAUCUUGUAUUUUAAUUGUAGUUCUCUGUCUUCUCUGAAUUACAAAAUACUCCGCACAAUGCGGCACAAACCUUAUGGAAAUUAGGUCCCCGUGGAUUUAGUUCAUACUUUGGGAAUAUACCUCCUGAAGCAUCCUGAUAAAAAGUUCUCAUGGGCAAAUCUCGAUCGUAUGGAAGAUUUUCAAGAUAUAGAGGCACAAACUUGGAAAAUUAUAAGAUUUACCGGGUAUUCCAAUUCCCUGAGUUACUGGUUAUCUGGCAACAUGUAGAAGUAUGGAUUAAAUAAAACUACUAGUAGUCUAGAAUUUUUUCCUGGCUAUCCAAUGGCUACCUUUACUUUGACCUUGACCUUCAACGGACGUCAUCUUCUAGAGUUUCAAGGGUUUUCAGCAUUAAAUUGAUAUAAACAGAUGGGUUUUUGGGAUCGCUAAACACGAAUAUACCAUCAGAAUUGACCUCCAAAGGACGUGAUGGCCAGGGCCACUACAAGGGACAUCAUCUUCUAGAGUUUCGAUGGUUUUCGGCAUUUAAUUGAUGCAAAUGAAUUACUGAAGGGUUUUUUGAGGUCGCCAAACACUAAUAUGCCACCAGAACCGACUCCCGGGACACCUGGUUUCCAAGAUCAAUGAAAGGGGAUCCUGGAGUUUCGAGGGUCUUCGGUACUACAUUGAUGCAAUCGGAUUACUCAUAGGUUUUUGGAGUUGCUGACAGUGGCGGCUCGUAUAACUUUAGGAAGGUAGUGCCAGAAUCCGGGCAGCUGCCUAAAUUUUUUGUGGCGGUUUUACGAUAUGGUCAAAAAGGAUAUAAAAUAUAAAUAGAGUAUCACGAUAAGCUGAAUUUAAUUGGGUUUUUAUAUUUAACUUACCAAGCAUUGAAAAGCUAAAAACGUUAUUCAUGUGCACUUUAGAUUUUUCAUGGGAUUUCAAUUUCUCCCAUAUAUGUACAAGAUCAUCGGUGCCUUUGUUUGACCAAGUCUCGUCACCUCCAAACAAAACGCAUACAAAACAGAAGAGUUUAUUAGUUUGUUCGCAACCACACAACCAGCUAUUUUUAUCAUAAAUAAUUUUAUUAAACUUACGACAGCGAAGUUUUUGUCCAUUUCCACUUUGUUUUUCAAUUUUUAAAUCGGGUAAAGGCCGACCGAGUUCUUUAAUUUGUAGUUUUUUUUCUAACGAAAAACCACCAAAAGAGUUUUUUAAUAUACUAAUUUGAUUCAUUGUCAAUAAAUAAAUUAAACGUAGAAAAUAAUCAAAAUAUUAUUUUUAUACCUACGACACCCACGAUCACAACGCACUAACUAAUAAUUACAAAUUAAAAAAUAUAGUAGAGUAUAAACACAAAUAUACAAUACAGUAGUAGACAAUAAACACAAUAGCGUCAAGCGAACGCGUAAAGAAACUAGAAAUAUGUAGAUCUAAAACAUUGUAUCUUAAGAUCCACUAACUUCCUUUUCGAGAUUUCGAGCCUGGCACGGAGACUCCAAUUUAAACGUAUGUUAAAAGUGCAAUACCGCUCUCUCUCUGUCACUUACACAGGAUGCUCAUACAAUCUUUCUCUUUUCUCACGAGCCACUAUGCCGUUCGGCACUGGGAUUUUUAUGAUUUUCAUCCUUUAUCCGGUCAGCUGUGGGUGGCCAGAGUCGGUAGAUUUGCAUUGCGCUACACAGUUGCCAGAUUUGAUAUAAUUUAUAAAAAUAAAGAGAAAUAUUCACAAAAAAAUAAACAGGCAUUAAAAUGUUUUUAAGAUAAAAAAUAUGUUUCUGCAUAGUUAGCAAGGUAGUGCCAUGGCUCUAUGGCACUACCUCACGGGCCGCCACUGGUUGCUGAACACGAAUACCUCAUCAGAACAGACAUCGUAGUACCUGGUGCCUAAGACACGUUAUGCUUUGGAGAUUCGAGAGCUUUCGGUACUAAAUUAAUGUAAACUGAUUACUCACAGGUUUUUGGGACUGCUGAACGUGAAUACGCAAUCAGAUCCGACCCACGGAGCACCUGGUGCCUAAGGCAGGUCUUCUUCUGGAGUUUCGACAGGUUUCGGCAUUAAAUUGAUGCAGAUGGGUAUCCGGACACCGGGGUACCUAUUGCCUAAGGCAUCGUUUCCCAACCGGUGGGUCGCGGAAAGAUUUCAGGUGGGUCGUGGAAAGAUUUCAGGUGGGUCGUGGAGUGGCUCUGACAGUAGCUGAGUGACGUACAGAGUACAUAAUAACGUAUCAUCAUGAAUGAGGGAUGGGUCACGAAUAUGAAAAAACAUCAGAAAGUGGGUCGCCAGGCGGAAAAGGUUGGGAACCACUGGCCUAAGGCACGUCAUCUUCUGACGUUAGGAGAGUUUUCGGUACUAAAUUGAUGCAAGCGGAUUACUCUUGUGUUUUUGUGGUUGCUGAACACGAAUAUGACUUAGAUAAAAGACUCUGGAGUAUCUAGUGACCACGAUCAAUAACACUAUCAAAAUAGAAUAUAGUAAAUCGAUCUUACAAUAAAUAAAGGAAAAACAUUGCCAGAUAUAAAUUGAGUUUAUAUUUAUAAAUAAUUAAAACAAUUGAAGAGCACAACCUAGUUAUUUUAAUAAAAAUCUAAGCAAAAAACAACUUUUUACCAAUUUGUACGCUUUCUUUGAACAGCAACUCAGAAAACCUCCGAGUACUCGGUGAAACUAGAGUACCCAGAGUACUCAGAAAACUCGAAACUAUACAAGAUGAUGUGCCUUAGGCACCAGGUACUCCGAUGUCUGUUCUGAUGGGGUAUUCAUGUUCAGCAACUCCAAAAACCUAUGAGUAAUUCGUUUGCAGCAAUGUAGUACCGAAGACCCUCGAAACUCCUGGAGCCCCCUUCAUUGACUUUGGAAAGCAGGUGCUCCGGGAGUCUGUUCUGGUGGCAUAUUUGUGUUUAGCGACCUCAAAAAACUCUACAGUAAUUCAUUUGCAUCAAUUAAAUGCCGAAAACCAUCGAAACUCUAGAAGAUGACGUGACUUGCAGUGGCCCUGGCCACCACGUGCUCGAGAGGUCAAUUCUGAUGGCAUAUUCGUGUUUUGCGAUCCCAAAAAUCCAUGAGUAAUCUGUUUAUAUCAAUUUAAUGCCGAAAACCCUCGAAACUGUAGAAGAUGAUGUCCGUUGAAGGUCAAGGUCAAAGUAAAGGUCGCCAUUGGAUAGCCAGAAAAAAUCCUAGACUACUAGUACUUUUCUUUGAUCCAAACUGCUACAUGUUGCUAGAUGACCAGUAACUCAUUGAAUUGGAACAGGGGCGGCCCGUCAGUUACAAUUAUUAUGGUUUCAAGUUUAUUUUUCGGAUACAAUGAUAUGCAAAAAUGAUGUUGUAUCGCAGACUUAAAAUGCGUUUAUCUCGAAAACAGUUGAAGUUAGCGAGAUGAAUGUAGUAUACCUUUUUUAAGUAAAAAUAUUAAGAGAAUAAAAAUGUUGAUUCAAAAAGUACGUGGAGUGGGAGAUAAAAAUAAUUGAACGUAUUAAAUGAGCGCUGAAAGACGUAUGUAGCGCCCUCUGGGUAAUACAUCAUUUUUGGUGGAAAAUUUAGAUUUCUCAUCCCAAAAACCCCCGCCUACCAAAUUUCGUGCUGUUAUCCCAUGUCUGUCAGGAAAUAUUCAAGAAUAAAUACAAUAAAAGUUUAACUUUGACACCCUGUAUUUCGGUUAUUAUCAACUUUCGUACUAAGGUAAGUUAGCUUAAAUCGACCUAUUUUAACCUCAGGAAUGUAAGGUUAAGCUAUGGCAUGGUCCAUUAUUUACACCCUGUGCCUAUAUAGGUAUGUACAUAUUAUAUUAUACACUGUAUGUGUCGCCUACCCGUAUACUGAGGUCACGAGCCGCCACUGAAUUGGAAUACCCAGUAAAUCUUAUAAUUUUCCGAGUUUGUGCCUCCAUAUUUUGAAAAUCCUCCAUACGAUCGAGGUGUUGCCCAUGAGAACUUUUCAUCACAAUGCUUCACAGAGUAUUUUCCCAAAGUAUGAAUUAAAUCCACUGAGACCUAAUUUCCAUAAGGUUUGUACUUUAUCAAAAUUUGUAAUUCAGUGAUGCCUUUUUUAUUGUGUGUUUUUUAAAGAUUUUAGACGUUGUUCAUAAAGAUUUCUUACAUGUUUCCCUUGUUUUUUUUUUUCAAUUACCUUUGCCCAUCAAAUCUGCUUUGGAAUAUGACCUAAUAUAGAUCGUUUUAAAACCAAAUUUUCUACCUUGAUCGAUACUUCUUGACAUUUGCUGAUGGUCGUUUUAGUUUAUAAUAUUCGUGUGUGUAUUACAAGAAUAGAGACUAAAUUUUCUGUAUUACGCAUUUGGGCUCUCGCUAUCAGGUUAAUCGGAUUUGUAUUAAUCCGACUUUUACCGCAAUCGUUUGAAUAUGUAAUACGGUAAUCUUCGUAAAAUCACUUAAUCGAUUUUACGUAGUAACAAGUCUUUUACUCAACACGUACACACGCACACACAUACUGUGGUUACUCACAUCAAUCUGCCACUGAUUUUUAGGAUGACCACAUGAAUGGUCAUUUGGACUGAUCUUCUUGUACGCUUUUUAUUUACUUACAUCUGGUUAAAAAUUCGAACAAGCCUUUUACACUGCUAUCUUGUCUAUUUGUUACAAUUCUUGUUUUCUUAUCCUGUAUUUUUUUUCAUAUUUUUUGUAUAUGUAUGUUUAUUGAUUUAAUAAUAAAUAUUUUAAAUACACUCGCGAUCAUAAAAAGCGGGUCACUCGAUGAGUUAUUCAAGUUAGAUGUCUCGAAUUUUCUAAAUCUGUUGUCCAAUUUGAGUGAUUUUUUAGUAUGUUAUAGCCUUAUUCUUUAGCAAUAUCGCUAUAAUAAUAUUGUUGCUAGACCGGUAAAUUGUCAUUGUAUACCGGGUGUAACAAUCAUACUGUGUUUAUUCCUAAAAGUUCGGAACACCCUGUGGAAUGUUUUAGCAUAAAUAAAAUAUUGAAAUUAAAACUAAAUUGUAGCCUUACGCUCUCUUAACAUUUUCUUUUUUGAUUUAUUUGUUUAUGUUGGAUAAUAAAAAAAGUAAGCACGUUAAUAACUAGCCAUGUGUCUUCAUCAAUACAUGGUGUUUUUAAAUAAGUGCGACAAACUUUAAGGGGUAAUUCUGUAUGAAAAAAUAAUGACAGUUUGCUUUAUAAACGUAAUGCUUCGUUUCCGAGAUACGGGAUGUUAAAAUUUUCCUUACAAACUGACGAUUUAUUUAUUGCUCUAAAACCAAUAGAGAUAUGCAAAUGAAAUUUGGUAGGUUUGAAGAGGCAGUUAUUGUGGAUUUUUUGACAUAAAAUUAAUAAUUCUAUAUUCACCAUUGGCGUACAUACGGGUAUAAACAUUUUAGAUACAUCCCGUAUGCACGCCAAUGGUGAAUAUAAAAUUCUUAAUUGUAUGUCAAAAAUGCGCCAUAACUACCUCUUAACAUCUACCAAAUUUCAUUUGCAUAUCUCAACCGGUUUUAGAGCAAUAAAUAAAUCGUCAGUUUGUAAGAAAAAAAUCAACAUCCCGUAUCUCGAAACCGAAGAAUUUACGGUCAUAUGUUUAUAAAGCAAACGGUCAUUAUUUUUUCAUGCAGAAUUGCCCCUUAAAGUUUCUCGCACUUAUUUAGAAACACCCUGUAUUGAUGAAAAACAUGGUUAGUUGUUAAGGUGCCUAACUUUUUUAUUAUCCAACAUAAACAAAUAAAUCAAACAAGAAAAUGUUAAGAAAGCCUAAGGCUACAAUCGAGUUUUAAUUUCAAUAUUGUAUAUAUGCUAAAACAUUCCACGGGGUGUUUCGAACUUUGAGGAAUAAACACAGUAUGAUUGUUACACCCGGUAUACAAUGAUAAUUUACCUGUCUAGCAACAAUAUUAUGGCGAUAUUGUUAAAGAAUAAGGCUAUAACAUACUAAAAAAAUCACUCAAAUCGGACAGCAGGUUUAGAAAAUUCGAAGAAAUCUAACUUGAAUAACUCAUCGAGUGACCCGCUUUUUAUGAUCGCGAGUGUAUUUCAUGGUUAUACAACAUAAUUUUAACGUUUUAUUAAAUCCUAGAAACACAAACUUUUGUCUUAGGUACAAGCUCCACCCUGAAAUAAAAAAAAUUAGAUUUUUCAUUGGAAAAAACAAAAAGCUUAGCUUUUUUAAUUGUAAAAAUAUACAACAACUUAGACAACAUUUUUUAAUAGUAAUGUUUAUGAUUUUUUACUAAUGGUAUAUUGUAAAUAAAUAUGUUUAUUGUUGAUUGGAUAUUUAGAAAAUCCUAAUAUUAUAUUUUUAUACCAGCGGUUUAGGUGUCAAAUAAAUACGUAUAUGAUGUGUGAGGGGUAAUAAUUAGCAUAAAAACGUUAAUGACUUAUAGAAAAAGUUUAAUUUUUUAUAUAGUUGUAUUUGCACUUUAUGAAAAAAAAUGUGUCGACCAAAACGUGCCAACUGGUUUUUAAAUACACUUUUUGCAAUAUUUCUUUUGA
This is a messenger RNA of Diabrotica virgifera virgifera (western corn rootworm), 13602 nucleotides long. Its product is annotated as NAD kinase. The transcript has 8 exons. The record is from RefSeq and is a predicted model, not a curated record. Gene Ontology annotation, biological process: NAD+ metabolic process; NADP+ biosynthetic process. Gene Ontology annotation, molecular function: NAD+ kinase activity. NCBI's taxonomy places the organism in Eukaryota, Metazoa, Arthropoda, Insecta, Coleoptera, Chrysomelidae. Bases 258 to 1637 code for a protein of 459 amino acids.